Molecule: messenger RNA, 4504 nt
Organism: Thalassophryne amazonica
Lineage: Eukaryota; Metazoa; Chordata; Actinopteri; Batrachoidiformes; Batrachoididae
Gene: rhot2
Product: ras homolog family member T2
Exons: 20
Coding region: 137-1996 (619 amino acids)
Biological process (GO): mitochondrion organization; small GTPase-mediated signal transduction
Cellular component (GO): mitochondrial outer membrane
Molecular function (GO): calcium ion binding; GTP binding; GTPase activity
Source: RefSeq, a predicted model, not a curated record
GGUAUGUUUCACCUUUAUGUGUGUAGCGCACUGCAGCAGAGUCGUGAGUUUAGCUGGAAAUUUUACAUUCAAAUGAAAGAUAAAUCGCAUGGUAGUGUUGCUGCGUGUGUAACCGGACUUAAAACGGAGAAUAAGGAUGAAACAAGACGUCAGGAUACUUUUAUUGGGGGAACCCAAGGUUGGGAAGACGUCACUCAUCAUGUCCUUGGUUGGAGAAGAGUUCCCAGAAGAGGUUCCCGCCAGAGCAGAGGAAAUAACCAUCCCUGCUGAUGUGACCCCAGAGAAAGUGCCAACGCACAUAGUGGACUAUUCAGAAAAGGAGCAGAGUGAUGAAGUCCUACGAGAUGAGAUUGUUAAGGCUAAUGUGGUGUGCGUUGUGUACGACGUCACCAAUGAGGACACGAUAAACAAGAUCAAAACUAAAUGGAUACCUUUAGUAAAUGGAGAUGCAGAGAAGGGCAACAAGGUUCCUAUCAUUCUGGUGGGAAACAAGUCAGAUCUGCGCUCUGGGAGCUCAAUGGAAACCAUUCUUCCCAUCAUGAACCAGUUCUCUGAGAUUGAGACGUGUGUUGAGUGUUCUGCAAAGAACCUGAAAAACAUUUCAGAACUGUUUUACUAUGCUCAGAAGGCAGUUCUGCACCCUACUGCACCCCUUUAUAACCCAGAGGACAAGCAGCUAAAACCCAUUUGUGUCCGAGCCCUGAGCAGAGUUUUCUACAUUUCAGACCAGGAUAACGAUCGGAUCCUCAGUGACGCUGAACUCAACAGUUUUCAGAAAUCUUGUUUCGGGAACCCAUUGGCACCCCAGGCCUUAGAAGACGUUAAGACUGUAGUCUGGAAGAACACCAGCGAUGGGGUUCAGGACAAUGGCUUGACUCUCAACGGUUUCUUGUUUCUUAAUACAUUAUUUAUCCAGAGGGGUCGACAUGAAACCACAUGGACUAUCCUCAGAAAGUUUGGUUAUGAUGAUAAUCUCGAGCUGACAGAUGAUUACCUUUACCCUGAACUACGAGUUCCAGUCGGCUGCACCACAGAACUAAAUCAAUUAGGUCACCAAUUCCUCCAGCGGCUGUUUGACAAGUAUGAUGAAGAUAAGGACUUUGCCUUGUCACCGACAGAGUUGAAGAAUCUCUUUUGUGUGUGUCCUUACAUGCCAUGGGGUCCGGAGGUCUAUAUGACUGUUCCAACCACAGACCAGGGCUAUAUCUCUAACCAUGGCUACCUCUGUCAGUGGGUGCUUUCUGCGUACCUUGAUAUCCAUCGUUGCCUGGAGCACUUAGGAUACCUAGGCUAUCCUAUCCUCUCAGAGCAGGACUCACAGACUUCUGCAGUCACAGUGACACGGGAGAAGCGAGUCGACCUGGAGAAGCGCCAGUCACAACGAUCAGUGUUUUUCUGCAAGGUGAUCGGCCCACGGGGGACAGGCAAAACAGCUUUUCUCCAGGCCUUUUUGGGCCGCAGUGUGGCGACGAAAGGACAUAAUGCCAGCAGUGCCUUCUCCCCCUAUGCCAUAAACAUGGUCAAAGUUAGCAACCAGGAGAAGUACCUUAUUCUCAAUGAGGUGGACGUGGAAGUGGAGUUCCUGAAAGCAUCUGAUGCCUCCUGUGAUGUUGCCUGUCUCAUGUAUGACACCAGUGACCCACAUUCUUUUGACUAUUGUGCCAGUAUAUACAAGCAACACUAUAUGGAGAGCAACAUCCCAUGUAUCCUGGUUGCUUCCAAGGUAGACCGCCCUGAGGUCAAGCAAUUCCACGGGAUGACGCCAGCAGAGUUUUCGUACAAACAUCGGCUGCUUCCACCGCUGCCUUUCUCCAGCCUGUUUCCCAACUCUGCCAAACAGAACAUCUACACCAAGUUGGCCUGGGCAGCGAUGUACCCACACCUGAAAGGUUCAGAAAUGAGCAGCACAUCAUUCUGGUUGAGGGUGGCAUUGGGAUCAGCAGUGGUUGCCGUUUUGGGCUUUGCAAUCUACAGAGCAUUUGCCAGACUGAAAUGACCAAGAACUAGUCAAGAUCUUUUAUUUCUUUUUCACUCAAGACCAAACCUUCAAGAUCACCUCCAGAUGCACAACAGUUUAAACCCAAAUUUUUCUGCUCUUGUCUGUGCUUGACAUCCUCACCUUCCUCGCCUUUCCCAUACAGUUGGAAGCUGCUGAUCAUGUUAUUUCUUGUUCUGCCGUGGCUGGCUUUUUUUUUUGUUUUUGCCUUACAUCGUCAAACCAGGCAAAGUAGAAGCAAGCCUGUCCACUCAGCCAAGAGCUGCGACUGCUGACGUCCAAAUGGGUGCUUCAUCACAGAAGAGGAGAUGCAGGAAGACGGAUCUGACAUCGACUGCUUUCCCUUUGUUUGUCUGUGAAUACUGAGGUUGGACAGUUUCUGUGAACUUUUAGAUAGAAAAACAGCAAAUUAUGAAUGAGGAACGAACUGGACUGAACGCCAAAGGGCAACAAGUUAAUGGCUCUUCAUGCUCCAUAUUGGAAAAAGAAGUGAAUACACACAGUGCAUUAUUGUUGAUUUAAAAGAAAAAUAAUGUAAACCAGCAAAUGUUUUGCUUUAACUUGUUAGUGAACAACAGAUUUCCUUUUCAUCAGUGCAACAUCGAAAUAUUUACAGAUCUGGUUUGUCAAUUAAUGUAUACAGUGGAUAGUGUGGGUUGUUUUUUUUUUGUUUUUUUAACUCUUGGGACAAUCAUUUAAAAAGGUUUGCAUUUUGGUGUUUUAAACGGUAAAGAUGAUACUGAACUGUGACAUCUGGCACAGACAGAUCGGUUUUGUGCUUGAAGAAACUGUUCAUCUUGUUGGAAGAUCACAACUUGUUUAUGCAUCAGCAGGAAGAUGUGUGAUAAACAUUUUCCUGAUAAAGGAGGCCAAGAAAACCCUUAAAAACUAACCUGUUUUCCAUCAUUGCAGUGGAAUGAGAUUGUGAUUGAUUGGCAGUCUUUUUCUUUUCAUGCGCACAUGCCCAGGAGAUCUACAGACACUGUUGCAAACGUCUGCUGUUGUAUUUUGUUUUAAAUCAUUCUUCUGUCUUGAUUGCUUUGCCUGAAGACUUGCCGAUACCUUGCUGUGACUUUUAAACUGUGCCUGGAUAAAUCUAGAUGCUUUAAAAAUAAAAGCCCAGACUGAGUGCAGCCAGCCAAAAAUAUCUAUGGAUGUUAAAUUGGAGACGUGAUCAUGCUGUGUGCUGGUUGUUAAGCAACAGUUUUGCUUCAUCCUAGCCUUCAGUACAUUUUGUAAAAGUGACGUUUGACUGAAUUUGAUGUCAGACUUGACUGUGGAUGUCCGAUUUGUAUUACGAUCACAAUGUGCGUUUGAAGUGUGGUGUUGCAGUUUGAAAACACAUUUAUCUGGAACAUGAAGUGUUAUGUUCUGCUGUGCUGUCACAAUAUGUAUUGCAUCACUGCACUGUGCGCCACCGUGGCUGCUGUUUUGCAUGCAAACGCCUCAAAAUACAUCUGGAUGCUCUGCUUCUGGGACUGAAGCUUUUUUUAAUGAAGCUGCCGACUGUCAACAAAAAGCUGCUGUUCCUGGAUUCCGCCACUAGAUGGAGAUGUUGGACUUGGGGAGGCAGGACUGUGGGUGAGUAGAGGGCGUGUCUGUUGUGGAAGCAGCCUGGUCGCUGAUCUGCAGUCAUCCUGAUGAAAGUAGCUUUUGGAGUACCAGAUUGUUUCAUGUGUAGAACUCCAGAGGAAAUGUUCGGAACUAAUUCUGCUUGAGAUGGAAAAAUCUGUUCAUUGUGAAUGCCUUGAUUCCUUUCUUCUUUACAUUGCACAGCUCUGAUCUGUGCUGAUCCUGGUACUCGGAUGGAUGUCUUUCCCCGAUCUACCUGUUAAAGUUUGGUUUGACCACAACGCAACUAGAAACUUAUCAGUGAAUCUAGUUGCAUAUUAACUAUAUUGUGCAAUACUUCUUUUGACCAGACUGCAAGAACACCUGAGUGAAAGUUUAUUACACUGUAAUGUCACAUGUAUAACAAAAGCAUCACAUGAUGGCAUCCCCACUCCCUUUUUAUCCUGUGAUUUUUAACAGAUUGAUUCAUUGUUAAUUUGUUACCUCUCAGACUGCUCACUUUGAGCGUGUGUAAAAUACACACAACACAAGGACAGGCAGUUUGUGGGGAAAAUGACAAAAGGUUUUUAUUUGAACUGUUAUAAACGGUCUUUAAAAGUGAUCGAACACAGCGAGGUGUUUGAUUUAAAAAAAAAAUGCAGAAUGGAUUUUGAAGAAAAAAAACCCCUCACAUUUUCAGUAUGGACACCGCCCCCUUCCUCCCAAUUGCACUAGUAUUAACAAGCUGUAUAUACACGUAUGCUUUUUUUUUUUCUUAUUAUGUGUAAGACCAGACACAAAUAAAGCUGUUUUAAUGCCAAAUUAAAAUACAGUUAACUUAUUUCUACAGCAUCUUUAGUGCAAUGAACAGGAAACUACUGGUAAAAACAGUACGAGUUUGCAUGAGACCAUACAAAAAUAAUACAUAUACCAAACAUUUGGUUAAAGUAUUUACAG